Molecule: messenger RNA, 1551 nt
Organism: Neoarthrinium moseri
Lineage: Eukaryota; Fungi; Ascomycota; Sordariomycetes; Amphisphaeriales; Apiosporaceae
Exons: 3
Coding region: 1-1551 (516 amino acids)
Biological process (GO): RNA (guanine-N7)-methylation
Cellular component (GO): cytosol; tRNA methyltransferase complex; nucleus
Molecular function (GO): tRNA (guanine(46)-N7)-methyltransferase activity; protein binding
Source: RefSeq, a predicted model, not a curated record
AUGUCGUUGCCGUAUCAGUGUGUCACUGCCCUCGGGCAGACUGGCAUCAUUUGCGCCGCGCGAGGCACUGUCCUCUUCACUUUCGGUGCUGACGGGUCACUGCUCUCUUCCUGGGAACACCCAGCGACGCAACGCAAGACCAGCUCCGUCGAAGGGGCCGCAGAGGAGGCAGCCGGCAAGGCUGGCGAGGAGAGCGGAGCUUCCUCGCCUCCCCCCAAAAAGCGCAAGGUGGACGCUGAGGGGGGUGUGGAAGCGGCGGGCACUGCACCCACGGAGGAGUCAGCUACAUCCACGGCGGACGAUGCAAAGAGCAAUGGCCGUCGCAACAGAUCCCAAAAGGCAAAACCCAAGCACCCCCAAUACAAUGUUCAGGAACAGCCGUACGUGAAUCUUCUGAAGGCAACUGCCAAUGGCGGGUACCUCGUUGCGAUUACGGGCACAGACAAGACUAUUUGGGUAUUCGAGCACGACGGCAAGGGUCAACUAAAGGAGCUGAGCCAGCGGUCUAUGCCCAAGCGCCCUUGUGAUAUUGCGUUAACGUCAGACGACACGGUCCUCCUAGUUGCCGACAAGUUCGGAGACGUCUACUCCUUGCCGCUCGUGCCAUCUGCCGAUGGCGAGACCGAAGCCGGCGCCAGCACACCCGCGUCCUCAAAGGCGCCGCCGCGUCUCGUGUCCAAGGGCGCCAACCCUCUGACGGUACACUCCAAGCGCAACCUGAAGGCGCUGGAGGACCAGAAACGCCAGAGGGAGUCCCAGGGGGAAAACGGCGGUUCGAAACCAAGGGACGCGCCGACGUUCGAGCACGAGCUGCUCAUCGGCCACGUCUCCAUGCUCACGUCCAUCGCCGUCACGUCGUCCAACGGCAAGCCCUACAUCUUGACCGGCGACCGUGACGAGCACAUCCGUGUCUCUCGCGGGAUCCCGCAAGCCUAUGUUAUCGAGAGCUUCUGCCUGGGCCACACGGCCUUCAUCAACGCGCUCUCGUUGCCCCAGCCCGAUGUCCUCGUGUCCGGAGGAGGCGACAACGAGCUGCAUGUGUGGGAUUGGAAGACGGGCACCCUGAAGGCCAAGGUUGAUCUGCUGGGGCACGUCCAGCAGGUCGUGCCGGGCGCCGACAAGCUCGCCGUGUCCCGACUCAUCUCGACAAACCAGUACAUAUUCGCUACUUGUGAACGGGUCCCUGCCAUUUUCGUUUUCACAACCACUGACGUGGGAGUGCACUUCGCACAGAUCCUCCAGCUGGCCGGAAACCCCCUGGACAUGGCGAUUGUCCCGGAACAGGGAGCGGCCGGCAGGCUGGUAGUCGGCGUGGACGGCGCCGACGCCGCUGCACGGCUCCUCGUCUUCACACCGCACGAGAACAGCUGGUCGCAGAGCACCGACGUCACGUUCCAGGAGACGGACGUCAAGGGGCUGGAGGCCGCGCGGGCCGAUCUGGACAGGAUUCUCUACACGGUGGAGAACCUGCGGAAGACGGACUUCGGGUUCGGCGACGACGACGCGGAGACCCCCGCCCAGGAGUCCGAGGCGGCUUCGACUCCGGCGUGA